Pteropus alecto (black flying fox) is the source of this 2169-nucleotide messenger RNA. It is a transcript of the gene TFCP2L1, whose product is annotated as transcription factor CP2 like 1. Bases 1 to 1446 code for a protein of 481 amino acids. NCBI's taxonomy places the organism in Eukaryota, Metazoa, Chordata, Mammalia, Chiroptera, Pteropodidae. Gene Ontology annotation, molecular function: RNA polymerase II cis-regulatory region sequence-specific DNA binding; DNA-binding transcription activator activity, RNA polymerase II-specific. The transcript has 15 exons. The record is from RefSeq and is a predicted model, not a curated record. Gene Ontology annotation, cellular component: nucleus. Gene Ontology annotation, biological process: regulation of transcription by RNA polymerase II.
AUGCUGUUCUGGCACACGCAGCCCGAGCACUACAACCAGCACAACUCCAGCAGCUACCUGCGUGAUGUGCUCGCUCUGCCCAUCUUCAAGCAGGAGGAGCCCCAGCUCUCCCCUGAGAAUGAUGCCCGCCUGCCACCCCUGCAGUACGUGCUGUGCGCUGCCACGUCCCCAGCUGUGAAGCUGCAUGAAGAGACACUGACCUACCUCAACCAAGGUCAGUCUUAUGAAAUUCGUCUGUUGGAGAAUCGGAAGCUGGGAGACUUUCAAGAUCUGAGCACAAAAUAUGUCAAGAGCAUCAUCCGCGUGGUUUUCCAUGAUCGCCGGCUGCAGUACACGGAGCACCAGCAGCUGGAGGGCUGGCGGUGGAGCCGGCCCGGGGACAGGAUCUUGGACAUAGAUAUUCCACUGUCUGUUGGUAUCUUGGACCCCAGGGCCAGCCCGACCCAGCUGAAUGCAGUCGAGUUUUUGUGGGACCCUUCGAAGAGAGCCUCCGCAUUCAUUCAGGUGCACUGUAUCAGCACAGAGUUCACCCCGAGGAAGCACGGGGGUGAGAAGGGAGUGCCUUUUCGAGUGCAGAUUGAUACAUUUAAGCAGAACGAGAAUGGGGAGUACACCGAGCACUUGCACUCCGCCAGCUGCCAGAUCAAGGUGUUCAAGCCAAAGGGAGCUGACCGGAAACAAAAGACGGACAGGGAGAAGAUGGAGAAGAGAACUGCCCAAGAGAAGGAGAAGUACCAGCCGUCCUAUGAAACCACCAUUCUCACCGAGUGCUCUCCAUGGCCCGACAUGGCCUACCAGGUGAACAGCGCUCCAUCCCCAAGCUACAACGGCUCUCCAAACAGCUUCAGCCUAGGAGAAGGCAACAGCUCGCCGGCCCAUCCCCACCUGGCAGAGGCCCUGCCCGUGAGCAGUGACCACCUGCUCCCGUCAGCAUCGAUCCAGGACGCCCAGCAGUGGCUCCACCGCAACAGGUUCUCACAGUUCUGCCGGCUCUUUGCUAGCUUCUCAGGUGCUGACUUGCUGAAGAUGUCUCGCGAUGAUUUGGUCCAGAUCUGUGGCCCUGCGGAUGGGAUCCGGCUCUUCAAUGCCAUCAAAGGCAGGAAUGUGAGGCCGAAGAUGACCAUUUAUGUCUGUCAGGAGCUAGAGCAGAACCAAGUGCCUCUACAGCAGAAGCGAGAUGGCAGUGGAGACAGCAGUCUGUGUGUGUACCAUGCCCUCUUCCUGGAAGAGCUGACUGCCUUGGAGCUGAUUGAGAAGAUCGCCAGCCUGUACAGCAUCUCUCCACAGCACAUCCACCGGGUGUACCGGCAGGGGCCCACGGGCAUCCACGUGCUGGUCAGCAAUGAGAUGGUGCAGAAUUUCCAAGAUGAAUCCUGUUUUAUUCUCAGUACCUUAAAAGCUGAGAGCAGUGAUGGCUACCACAUCAUCCUGAAAUGUGGCCUCUGAGCAGAAGUACAGCAGGCAGCUGCCUCCUCUUCCCAGCCCCUUGGAUGUAGAAAUUGCACCACUGUAAGCUGCAGCCUCCUCUGGCAAGCUGUGGCUACGAGUGACCUUGCUUGGUCUAUGAAAGCCACAGACCAACGACUGGCAGAAACCUGCAGAUGCAGAGUCUCUGGCACGGAGAAAGCCAGUAGCUCCUCUGUUCUUUCCACUUGGCCUCCAGCUUUUGAACAGUUCCUUGGUCUUUUCCCCAGCCCUGCCAUUCUAAAGAGGCAAACAGUGGGGCAUCUUCUCUGGAAUCCCUUCCUCCCUUAAUUGGAAGCUAGUUCACUAGGUAUCUUGGUGCCCUCUGUAGUGAUUCCUUCUGACCACUCUCCUGCCUUCAGACAAAGCUCUGCCUCACCCCGAACCUUCACCUUCUCUGGUAACUGAGGCUCCGUGACCAAGACUGCUGACUAGAUGGGGGCUGUUUGCCUCCGUCGUGUUGGUUUCCCCGCCCAAUGACUCCGCAGGUGAGCGUCCAUCUGUCCUGUCCUUGGAUGGACUGAUGGGAGUGGAACAUGCUGUGCCUUCUUCUUUCACCUUUACCUUGUUUCUAAGGAUCUGCUACUGCAGAGCCCAGACAUGGGCUCAUCUCUCUGCACUGGUGUGGUGGACACCACACUGUACAAGUAGGACCUGCCACACAGACCUGUUCUGAGGCCCUUGGGAGAGAGGCGGGGAAGAUAG